This is a messenger RNA of Lemur catta (Ring-tailed lemur), 1677 nucleotides long. RefSeq names its product ankyrin repeat and fibronectin type III domain containing 1 (gene ANKFN1). Lineage: Eukaryota; Metazoa; Chordata; Mammalia; Primates; Lemuridae. The record is from RefSeq and is a predicted model, not a curated record. Gene Ontology annotation, biological process: regulation of establishment of bipolar cell polarity; establishment of mitotic spindle orientation. Gene Ontology annotation, cellular component: spindle. The transcript is spliced from 7 exons. Bases 1 to 1677 code for a protein of 558 amino acids.
AUGAAGGAUAUUCUCUCCUAUCACAAGAGGAGUCAUCAGCGUCUCUCUCCUGGAUUAUAUCUGGGUUACCUAAAGCUAUGUAGCUCUGUGGAUCAAAUCAAAGUCCUCGUUACCCAAAAGUUACCCAACAUUCUCUGCCAUGUGAAGAUCCGUGAAAACAAUAACAUUUCCAGAGAGGAGUGGGAAUGGAUCCAAAAGCUUUCUGGCUCGGAAUCUAUGGAAAGUGUGGAUCAUACUUCUGACUGCCCCAUGCAAUUGUUCUUCUACGAGCUCCAGAUGGCAGUGAAAGCUCUCCUUCAGCAGAUCAAUAUACCUCCACAUCAGGCAAGGAACUUCCGCCUCUACACACAGGAGGUGUUGGAAAUGGGUCACAAUGUGUCCUUUCUUCUCCUGCUCCCUGCCUCAGACGACGUCUGUACAGCCCCAGGACAGAAUAAUCCUUACACCCCACACUCAGGGUUUCUUAACCUCCCUCUUCAGAUGUUUGAACUUGUUCAUUUUUGCAGCUACAGGGAGAAAUUUAUUAGUCUGUAUUGCCGCCUUUCUGCUGUCAUAGAGCUGGAUUCUCUGAAUACCCAACAGUCCCUGAGGGAAGCGAUCUCAGACAGCGAGGUUGCAGCUGCCAAACAAAGACACCAGCAAGUUUUAGAUUUCAUUCAGCAAAUAGAUGAAGUCUGGCGUGAAAUGAGAUGGAUCAUGGAUGCUCUACAGUAUGCAAGAUAUAAACAACCAGUUUCUGGCUUGCCCAUCACUAAGCUGAUAGACCCCUCAGAUGAGCAGAACCUCAAGAAGAUCAAUUCUACAUCAUCACAUAUAGACUGUCUUCCAUCCCCAUCCCCAUCCCCAGAGAUGCACAGAAGAAAGGCAGUGAGUGACUCACAGCCCUGCUCUGACGAAGAAGCCUGCUCGGAAGUCUUCCUCCCCACAGACAGCGACUAUGACUCCAGUGACGCCCUGAGUCCCCGAGACCUGGACCUAGUGUACCUGUCGUCGCACGACAUCGCCCAGCAGGCCUUAAGCGGCCUAAGCGGCAGCGCUCCCGACGUCCUCCAGGUGCACGACGUGAAGACCGCGGCGGGGCAGAGCCAGGACCUCCAGGGCCCGGUGCAGGGCCCAGACCCAGACCAUGCGUGCGCCGAGUUCCUCCACAGCCUGACUCUGAGCGGCUUUGCGCCCAAGAACCGCGCCAAGAUGGCGCCGGGCGCGCGGCCGCCUCUGGGCUUCCUGGGAAAGCGGAAGCCGGGCAAGCACCAGCACUACAGGGGCUUCAGCCGCCAACACCGCUGGCUGCGCGCGCACAGCGAGACGCAGUCACGGUCGCUCUCCGAGGGCGUUUACACCCAGCACCUGCCGGGGGCCUGCGGGCUGGCCCUCGGCACAGGGGAGGCCGAGCGGCCGGGACCUGCCCUGGAUGGGCCCCGGGGCCUGGCUCUGGCCCACGCCGCCAGCCUCCCCGAGGGGCAGAACAGCAGCCUCCAUGACGCCAGGCCUUCAGUCCACCGCAUCUACGUGGAGCCCUACCCCGAGGACCUGGUGGCCCAGGACACGAAGCCGUGGGCCGGCUUGAGCCCACCCCCUGGAGGCCGCUCCGGCCUGCCCAGCCCCACAAGCCCAGAGAUGAGCCAGGAGGGCCCCACCACCUCCCCGGUGUCAGAAAUCCUCAGCAGCAUGCUUUAG